GCGCUAGUACCUUCGCUAGUGCGGCGAAACGCUGUCGUGUCGCGCGUUCCGAAUUUGAAUUUAAAAUCGAUCGAAAAACAUUCCGUUCUAAACUCGUGCUCGCAAUAUUUUUAAUCGAUAUACUGUCGCGAAAUAUUUGUGCAUGUGUCUGUCGAAGCAUGUGAUAGUAUAGAUAUACGCGAGUGAGUGUUUUCUAAACAAUGUUGAUGUCUACCACGUAUGUCAUUGAAGGAAACGCGUAGCAAGUUGCAAUCGGCGAAAAUGUGACUGUUAGGUCGGAUCAUACGUGUUAUCGACUAGUGAUUGAAAAAUGGCCCUUACAGACGUCAGCAUACUAGUUACCGAUGCUUAGCACAAUGCGGGAGUUUAUAAGGAUCACCUUGGUGUGUGUGUGCGCUUUUCUUUUGGCCGUGCAUGAUGGGAGAUGUGAGGAUGACAGUGGAUCAUCUGAGGUGACGGUGGAGUCAGAAGCAGCGGGAGCUAAGACCGAGGACCAGAGCGAGAGGAAGGAAGGCAAAAGUUUUAUACCAGGCAGCGUACGGCGAACUACGACACAAAGUAGCGCGAACACGACCCGGGACUCGCAACUGUUGUCUCUUCUCGCAGCAAGGAGGAGACAGUUGUUGACAGGGAGGCUGACCAGUCACAUCAACACCAUUGCGACCUUAGCUCACAAGCCUCACAAAGGUAAUACUACGUUCGCUCAGCUGGAAAUCAAAGAUUCGAACAGCUCCAUUGUAAAGAAGAUUAUAUUCGACAAUUCUAGCAAUGAAGCUAUAGCACCGACAUUGAGACUUGUCUCCCGUGAAGGCAAUAAAGAAAUACGACAGGAAGUAAAACCGCAUGAAAUAAGGCACUUAUUUAUACCCCGAGUAUUGUAUCAAGAAAAUAAGAGCAGAGCAGGGUUUUUAAAUAAUAGAAGAAAGGAAUUAAUUAAUAAAACCCUUGUAGUAGAUACCACUACAGAGAAUAGUAUUGUAUACGUCCCUCCAGAAAAAUUGGAAGGGCUUGAUAAAGAAGUUGAAUUAGACCCUGAAGAAGAGUUUCAGGUUGACGAGUCUAAUCAUGGGCUUUAUUUACUGAAUUAUUCAGAUACAGACAAUAUCACGCAAAGUCAUCCAAAUUUAAAUAAAAUUGCAUCUACUAAUGAAAUUAAAGACAAUUCUAAAUUUAAUCUUGAUACGACUACACUUGCGUAUAUUCAAGAGAAUGAAAAAAUUACCACACUAUCAGAUAGGCAGGAGAAAGAAGAAAAAGUUAAUACAAUAGCAAACAGUACUGAAAUCCAUAAAACAAGAGUCGAUAUUGUAGACAAUGACAAAGAUAAAGGAAAUCAAACAUUAUUUAUGUCAGAAGAAAUUUAUAACCAUUUUCGACCUCUUGAAAAAGAAUUGCCCGAUGAAGAAAUGGCCCCAUUUAUUUAUUUUGGUCAGAAGUUAGGAGGUCCGGGUUUCAAUGAUAAUUUAACUAAUUCUCCUUUUCUCUCAGCAUCAACAAAGUCAGUGAAUUUUAUAGCAGCACCAACAGAAAAGCGAAAAUUUAAUUCAAGGUAUUCUGCUACCGAAAAAUAUAAAAACAAUAGCGCUGGCGAAGAAGAAAUUAAUGAGGAUAUGGAUGUAUCCGUUGUAAAAAAUAUAAUAGAAAAAAAUAAAAUAAGAAACACGGUAAAAGGACCUGCACCAGCGCGUCACGUAGGAUUAGUUAAUGCAUAUAGAAAAUAUUCAAGUACAACACAGUCAACUCCAAAGCCACAGUCGAUUGCUCUAGUGAAUGUAACCGAGCCGAUUGUACAAAAUGUUACGCCAGAAAAUUUAGACAUAAGUAAAGAAAUCUCACGCUUGAAUAGCACUAUACUUCUAAAAGAUCCCAUUCUUAAUGGAAGUGUCACAAAAGACAUUUCUACAAACAAAACAAAUCUCACAUCAUCGGCUCCAAGGAAUUUCACACGAACAUAUUUUAAUUUACGUAGGCGGCCGUCUAGAUUAACUACUUUAUCUAGUACUGAAAAUGUCUUACCUGAAACGACAAAUACGACAACGACCGAAAAAGUUUCAACAUCCGUUUACACUGCUGUUGUCACAUCUGUAUCAAUAACUUCUUCUAUAAAAGGUCAUAAUAAAACGGAUUAUUUAGCUAAAGACUCAGAUAAUAAUACUGUAACUGAAAGUAUCGAAGAAAUAAAAAAUGGUACAAUUCCAAAUACAAUUUUAUUAAAUGAAACAGAAACAACUGUUUUUUCAUCUUCAACUCUGAGGCCGAGUAGACAUAAAAUAAGAAUAAGAACAACAACUACUGAGGGUCCUUUGAAUUCCAAACUCAGUUCAACGCCUGUGGCUGACACUCCAAAACUAACAGAACCUCCUCUCGUUAGCGACCGAUACAUAAGUGACUUUGGACAAGAAACGACAACUUCGAAGAUAUCCGACAGACUAGCGACUUUAUUUGGACUUAACAACACUAAUGAUAAUACGACAAAUGGAGUAACAAUGCGACCAAAAAAUAAAUUGCGACGACGUAGGCCAACAACAACUACUAGCACAACUACUGCUACAGCUUCUUCUACUUAUGCUUCUUUGACUACAACAUCUAUUGAAGCAGCAAACACCAGACCAGCAGUUUUCCUUGCAACUACAAUACCCACAACCCAAACCAUAGAUACCACUGAAAAUGUAAUUAAACCUUUCAUAGUUACAUCGCGAACUUCGUCAGAAUCAAGCUCCAAACCGUCUGUAUUAAAUAAACAAACGAUUAAUUAUUCAAAUGAAACGGCAGCUAAUAACUCUACGGUUCAGAGGGACGAUUCACAGAAUGAAGACGUUGUUAUUGAAGCUGAAAAAACUUAUACCGCAUCAUAUGUUUUAGCUGGUCUUGGGUUUCUUCCGGUCAUAGCUGUUGUAGCAUUUGUGUUACGAAAUCUCCUUAAUAAGAAAACCAAAGAAAUCGACACCGAAUAUGAAGGCUAUUUUGACGACGGUGGUGAUAUAAAGAAGGAAUCACCGAUAACUCCUGUUGCACGUCCCCCGAUACCUACUCCAACUAAACCCGAUCAAAAAUGGGAAUUCCCAAGAAACAAACUAAGAUUACAGACUUUAUUAGGACAAGGAAACUUUGGACAGGUAUGGAAAGCUGAAGCAGAUGAUUUAAACGGUCACGAUGGGUUAACACGGCUAGUUGCAGUGAAAACUAUAAAGGAAUCGGCUUCUCAAAAAGAGAAGCAGGAACUUUUACAUGAAAUCUACAUCAUGCAGAAGAUUGGAACACACCCGAAUGUGGUUACGCUUCUAGCUUGUUGUACAGAGCAAGAGCCAUAUCUACUUAUAAUGGAGUAUGUAAUGUGUGGUAAGCUGCUGACAUACCUUCGCGAGCGACGUUCCCGGCCUGAUCGUUUCAGCGGCAGUGGCGCCCUCACAUCGCGAGACCUCACCGUUUUUGCAUACUGCGUCGCGAGAGGCAUGGAUUAUAUCGCAUCUAAAGGGAUUGUACAUCGUGACUUGGCAGCUCGAAACGUGUUGGUGGAUCAUAACAAGUUAUGCAAGAUUGCGGACUUUGGCAUGUCGCGUAGCGCGGGAGCGUCCGCACGCGGUGGUCGCGGCGCCCUGCCCGUGCGCUGGAUGGCGCCCGAGGCGUUGCUCUACAACGUGCACAGCCACCACACCGACGUAUGGGCUUUCGGCAUUCUGUUGUGGGAGAUCGUCACGCUUGGCUCGACGCCGUACGCGGCUAUGUCGGGGCGUGAAGUACUGGCGGCGGUGGCGGAGGGCUACCGAUUGGAGCGUCCGCCGCACUGCAAGCCACAGCUUUAUCACGCAAUGCACGCGUGCUGGCACGCUGAUCCUUCACAGCGGCCCAGCUUUGCGACGCUUAAGGCGCAACUGGCGGAGCUGCUAGAUAAUGAGCCCGCAGAGGGUAACUACGUCGAUCUGGACUCAUUCUACCAGGAGUCCUCAGUCUACAGCGACCCGUCGGCCAUCAUACAUGACGACGAUGGGCUGUCCGCUGAGUACGACAGGGAAAGGCGGUGUUUUAGAGAAUUACAGGCGGGACCACCGAAAUUCGAAAAUAGAGCCUUUAAUUUACGAGACGAAGAACUCCGAAACAAGUUCAGCAUCGGGACACCGCGUAUGGGAGGAUUUGGAAUACGGGACAUAACUUUCAAUGAGAGGAACUUCUCUGACGGAGAGUUCAACGACCGGAACUUCCAAGAAAAGAACUUCCCGGAGCGAAAUUUCACCGAUAAAAACUUUAACGAUACGAACUUUACAGAACGUAAAGAUGGCAAACUAUCGACGUCUAGUUUCCACAGAGAAAGGGAGAGAGAUAAUCCUUUGGUCAGUAGGAACAGCUUUAAUGGGUUUCCGAGAAUUGGGACGAGGGAAAACCAUUUUCAAAUGACGCCAGAAGGUCGGAACAAGCGAGUGUCAGAAUUUGAAUGCGAUAUUUAAUUAGUGAAGUUACGGGAAUGGAUUUAUUUAAUUCGGUGGCCGUAUAAGUUAAUUGUAGAUAAAUUCUUCAUAGAAUAUAUUCUACGUGACUAGUUUCUGAAAUUGACCUUUAAAUGUGUCACAAACACUAAUAAGAUUUUUGUAUACAUCGUUCCCAAACCGUUUGUCUGCGUUGUAAGGUUUCAGAUUUAAUUCACCAUAAAGGGCUUUUAGUAUUUGUAGAGUGAUAAAAACCUUACACGAGUCCUACCUAAAAGUAUCUCUUGAUAAUUUAAAUGUUAUCUUAUUUUGAUUGGAUUUAAGAUAAUCCUUUUCUUCAUUGCGGCAAUGCGACCACAUGACAAAUUAUGCUUUAAGAUUUAAUUUCAAUCGAUCUGUGACUUAGAUCUGUGUUGAUAUUGUAAAUAAAUUUGAUAUAUAGCAGUAUUCGUUUGCAGUGAAUAUUUUGAUGUCUAACAGUAGAAAAUAAAUAUUGUAAAUAAUAGUUAUGCCGUUGUAGAAUAAGACUUGUAAAAUAUAUCAUAUACAGCACAAUAAUACGAGCUACUGGUCUUUGUUAGACACAAAGUGUGAAAGAAUUACAUAAACUCAAUAUUUUCUUUAUUUUUAAUCUGUAUUAAUUUUUAUAUUGUUUCGUUUUUCGUUGAUUUGUAUGAGUGGAUUUAUCUUUUAUUGAAGUAAAUAAUAAUUUCACUGUAUUAAUAGUUUUAUAUAUUUACCCAUUAAAUUAUGGUGCUGACAGAGUUUUUUUGUAUUCUUAUCUAUUGUUUCUGUAAAUAUUUAACAAAUUUUAAACAUGUGUUACUAGAAAUAAGGUUUCUUUCAUUUCAAAUCUCAGUUCAAUAUUAUCUUCUAGUCUCUAAAAUGUAUAAUUCUAUUGGAUUGUUAAAUGAUCUGAUUAUUGGAUAAGUUUAAAAGAUUUAUUUUCAAAUAAAUAAAGUAUUAAAUUU
Vanessa tameamea is the source of this 5392-nucleotide messenger RNA. RefSeq lists its product as uncharacterized. Gene Ontology annotation, biological process: cell surface receptor protein tyrosine kinase signaling pathway; positive regulation of kinase activity; multicellular organism development. Gene Ontology annotation, cellular component: plasma membrane; signaling receptor complex. Gene Ontology annotation, molecular function: transmembrane receptor protein tyrosine kinase activity; ATP binding. The transcript is spliced from 8 exons. The record is from RefSeq and is a predicted model, not a curated record. The coding region runs from base 345 to 4442 and encodes 1365 amino acids. NCBI's taxonomy places the organism in Eukaryota, Metazoa, Arthropoda, Insecta, Lepidoptera, Nymphalidae.